This is a messenger RNA of Ornithodoros turicata, 1873 nucleotides long. RefSeq names its product E3 ubiquitin-protein ligase RLIM-like. Gene Ontology annotation, molecular function: ubiquitin protein ligase activity. The record is from RefSeq and is a predicted model, not a curated record. The transcript is spliced from 9 exons. Bases 412 to 1716 code for a protein of 434 amino acids. Gene Ontology annotation, biological process: protein ubiquitination. NCBI's taxonomy places the organism in Eukaryota, Metazoa, Arthropoda, Arachnida, Ixodida, Argasidae.
UCUCGCGCGGACGUACGGAAAAAGCGAACAACCAUCGUAUGGGAGCGCGAUUCAUGCUCUUUUCUUUUUCUUACCCGUUUUGUGUCAUUGUAAGCUUGUUUUAUGUCUUCACUGGCCAUUGGAAUGGUUUAGCAAACACCGUUCUGUGAAAAUUUUAUGCACUUUAGGAUAUCCACAGUUUGGUGGAUUGGAAGUACCAUCACAAAUCUAUCAAACGGACAUCGGAGGUGCACGAAACCGCACGAAACGCUGGGCAGCUGUGCUGUGCCUGAUUUCUCGUAACGGAUGUGCGGCACUGGGAACUGUGCGACUGUAACCUGUAUGGACGGUUUGUUGCAUGGUUACGAAUGAUUAUAUUGGUAUCUGCCGAACAGUAGAUCAUACACAGAAAACAAAACAGAAAAUUGUCGCAUGGACAGAAGUGACAGUAGGAGACACCAGAGUGCCAGUGGACGGGCAGGCACAGAUGUUCGACGUCGACCACUAAGCUCUUCCAGGGGAACGAGCCCUCGUGCAAAACGUCCUCACCUUAGAGAUCAGUCUGGCUCAGAGUCUCACAUACCGGCUGACACACCAGUCUCCAGCGACAGUUCAGCACGUCCUGAUCCGCAGAGCAGCAUGAAUAACGACGAAUGUGUGAUGGUAUCGCCUCGUUCCUCGAGAUUUCUCUUUGCAGGAUCGAGGGAUCGUUCCAGGGCUCAUCGCAGGAAUGGGUCAGGUCGCAUGGGCCGUGAAAGAAGAUGGCGUACUUCCCCUAUCGUGGUUCUAGAUGAUGACAGUGACGAGGAUGCAGUGGUCGUGGAGGCCACAACUCCUCCCGCAGGCCCUUCCUUUCCACGGCAUCUAAGACGCAGUAACAGUGUUGCGCUGUCAUCCAGGACACGGCAAACGUGCCCUCCCUCAGGCCUGGUGGACAUCACGUUGGACAGCAGCCCCGGUGUGCUGCGACAGGCUGGCAUACCACAAGAAGGGAGGAGGCAUCAGCAGGAGCGCAGAGCACCUCCACUGCCACCAUUGCGCAGAACCACGCAGGCCUCGUCUGCACUAGUGCCAAUGGGACGGCCGACCGUCCCUAGGCGCCGGUCGGGCUCCUACCCCAGACUUGGAAAUCGGGCUCAAGGCAGCCGUGCAGUUGAGCGACAAAUUGCCGAAGACGAACAACUGGCCCGCAGACUCCAGGAGAGAGAGAUGGGUGAACGACAUGCCACGUCCCAUCCCAUUCAUGAGGUCCUGCAGUUGCUCGACUCUUCGAGUGACGACGAUGAUGACAGUGAUGACAGCAUGUUUAUGUUCGGCUAUCCUUUUGGAACAAGCCGCAUAACUCACCGUGGACGCUCUUCUGCACCCUCACUCUUUCCUGUUGUGUCACUUCUGGAUACCCUGCAAGCACCCUUAAUCAGUCACUUGGAGUUCUUCGACAGUGACAGUGAAGAUGACGACGCGUACGAGCACUUGGUGCAGCUUGGAGAAGCUCUCGGGGAGGUUGUGCCUCAGGGACUGACAGCAUUGCAAAUUGCGCAGCUGCCCACGCGUCGUGUCGUAGGCUCAGACCUGGCAUCAGACAAACGUACCUGCCACAUAUGCCUGGAGGACUUCAAGCGUAACAAUAUUGUGCGCACCCUUCCCUGCCUCCAUGAGUACCACAAGGGCUGCCUCGACAAGUGGCUCAAGCGCAACAGCACAUGUCCUCUCUGCCGCAAAGAAGCUUUGGAGUGAAUCGUACGUUUUGGAAACUCCGAGCUCAACAUUCAACUCUUUGUCACAAGACCAGUAACACUGAUGUGUACUAAGACUUCAGUUUCUAGUUUGAAGAAUUGUGUUCAUCAUAAUAAAGUGCCUGGGCAAAAGUUGCUUAGGAUGCGUACAUUCGAAA